Bombus impatiens (common eastern bumble bee) is the source of this 1589-nucleotide messenger RNA. RefSeq names its product GDP-fucose protein O-fucosyltransferase 2 (gene O-fut2). NCBI's taxonomy places the organism in Eukaryota, Metazoa, Arthropoda, Insecta, Hymenoptera, Apidae. The transcript has 8 exons. Gene Ontology annotation, biological process: protein O-linked glycosylation via fucose. The coding region runs from base 152 to 1483 and encodes 443 amino acids. The record is from RefSeq and is a predicted model, not a curated record. Gene Ontology annotation, molecular function: peptide-O-fucosyltransferase activity.
AAAAAGGAUAAAAAUUGAAUACAAAUUUAUUUAUUAUAUAUUUUAUUAAAACUCAUUAUACAAUACAAAAUAUUUCUUAUAUUACUCCGGAAAUGUUCGAAGUGUUCUUGACCUAUCGUAACAUGUAAAAUAUAACCUUAAAAUGUAAAAUAUGUUGUUAUUUUUAAGAGUAUUGUAUUUUAUAUUACUUUUGAUUAAUUUUACACAAAAUAUCGUUGCAAAUGAAUUUUGUGAUAUACCAGAUGAACAUGGAGAAACUAACAAUAAAUGCAGCGUUCAAUCACGUUACUCGCAAAAUCGUUAUAUACUCUACGAUGUUAAUCCUCCGGAAGGAUUUAACUUAAGAAGGGACGUUUUUAUUCGUGUUGCAGUUUUUAUAAAAAAUUUAAUCAAGCAAGAAAAAGAUUUUAAAUGGCAAUUAGUUUUGCCACCAUGGGGUGAUUUGUAUCAUUGGCGUAGUAAACACAUAGGAUAUCAAACACAAUUGCCUUGGAGUCUGUUUUUUGACAUUUCAAGUUUACAAAAAUAUAUACCAGUUAUUGAAAUAUGUCAGUUUUUACAAGAAUAUCCUUCGGAAAAUAAUGAAACACAUCUUGAUGUUGUAUAUAUUUUACAAAACGACGAAGAAAUGUUCAGGACAGGUAAAUUUGAAGAUAAAAAUGAAAUAAUAGAAUGUGAUGAUAAAUCAUUACAAUUUCAUAAAGUAGAAUCAGAAAAAUAUAUUGGAUAUUUUUGGGGAUAUCAUAAUAUAACUUCUAAAGUUGUUAAGUGUAUUAAAUUUCAUGGUAUGACAUCUGAUCUUAAACAAAAUCUGAAACCUAAUGUUUAUAGGUCUAUAAUGUUUGAUCACAUGGAGAUUGCAUUACAUGACUUUUAUGGUACAAAAGAAUAUUGGAAAGCUAGACGUAGUAUGCGAUAUAAUUCUGAACUAUAUAAUAUUGCUAAUGAAUAUAGAAAAACUUUCCUUAACUCAACAAAUGAGCAUGAUAAGACUGAACGACCAGAUGACUGGACUAAAGAAAAAGGUAUAAGGAAUGCAGUUGGAGGACCUUAUUUAUCAGUCCAUUUAAGAAGACGCGAUUUUUUAAUUGGUCGCCCUUCAACAGUGCCAACAAUACAGUCUGCUGCUUCUCAGUUAAAAAAUAAAUUAGAUGAACUCCAAUUAAAAUCUUUGUUUGUUGCAACAGAUGCAACACAAGAAGAAUUCAGUGAACUCAAACAGUACCUAUCUAAUUAUACAGUUCUUAGAUUUAUUUCAUCAGAUUACGUAUUAAGUAAAUUUAAAGACGGCGGAGUUGCAAUUAUUGACCAAAUAAUUAGUUCCCACGCUAGAUAUUUUAUAGGAACAUAUGAAUCGACAUACACAUUUAGAAUACAAGAAGAUAGGGAAAUCAUUGGUUUUCCUACUAGAACAACAUUUAAUUAUUUAUGUAAAGGUACUGAGAAAUGUGACUCUAAUGGACAAUGGGAAAUUGUUUGGUAAUGUAUAAAAAUAUGUAUGUAUAAGUUAUAUUACACAAUAAAAUCAAUGACUAAGUUUAGACACACAUUUUAGCAUGAUGUGUGUAUAAGUACAAUCUGUUCUUAUA